AUGUCGAUAACACAACCUCCACUCCCCCCAUUGACAACCUCAACAUCAUCCACUACCGCGAAUAUAAAUGCCACGACUGCUGCUACUACUACUACUGCUGGUAAUGCGACAGCAGCAAGGCUAUCAAACAUAGUAACUGGUCACUCGACUGGUCACUAUUCUGACCACCAGCAGGCAACUGAACCAAGACCACCCAACUCAACCUCUGCCUCGACGGCUGCCGGUAGUGCUACAGCUACAAGCGCUGUCUCCACAGAGCACCACGGCGGGCACUUGCACCCCCCAACCCAUCAACAACACCAAUCGACUGACCAUCAAUUACCUCCUCGUCCUCCUCCUCCUCCUUCUCCUCCUCCUCCUCCUCCUCCUCCUCCAACACAACCACAACCACAACCACAACAAGAAUCCUCGGCAAUAUCUUUGCCGUCAUUCAAUGUCGAUGCUCACCCCACCGUCCUUGCAGCAGCUGCCACUGCCGCUGCCGCCCAUCAUCAUGCCUCUGCCAACCAUGAUGGCCACCCAGCCCUUCAAUCUGCCGUUGUAGUUGCUCCCGACGCCGUUGGCCAAGCACCACCACCACAACCAUCCAUAGAGCCAGGCAACGUUGCAAACCCACAACCAUAUCCGCCUGAAGCAGUGGCCAUGUAUACACAGGCACUUCCAAUGGCCUCUCAGACACCUUCUCCAGCCUCCGCUACCACGCCGAAACCCCAGUCCAAGACCACCCGCCUGCGGAGGGCGUGUGACCUGUGCAGUUCAAGGAAAGUCAAGUGUGAUGAGACUCAUCCUUGUCGGCCAUGUCGCGAUCUUCAGGUCGACUGUACCUUUAACCGGGAAAUGAGGCGUCGAGGUCCUCCCAAUAGGCAUGCAGAGGCUGCCAGAGCAGCGAAGCGUCCGCGACUCGAGCCUGCCUUGCCGAACAACAUGGGCCACCAUGCGCAGCCUCACAACGCCGCCCAGACUUUGAUGUCCAUGGCUGGCAACCCGCGAGGCGGCCAUUCAGAGGCGCAUGGGCAGACUCAGACGAUGCUCGAUGCCGAAUCGAUAGCCCCAUGGUCCGUCUUGGUCCUCCUCGUUGACGACUUCUUCACCUAUAUCCACCCCUUGACGCCCUUCCCCCACGAGCCUACCUUCCGUCAGCAACUGGCCAACCGCGAAGACCAAAAGAGCCGCGAGUUUCUGGCCCUACUCGCAAGCAUGGUAGGCUGCCUGGUUGCCUCCUUCCCCAGGACCGCACGGUUGCAUUUCAAGUCACAGCAUGGCCUGAAUCUGUUCCCCAAGGCCAUUUAUCUCGUCGACCGAUGCCGCCAGGUGGCCAUGGAAGCCCGUGGUUCUCACUUUUAUAACCGAGAAGACAUGACGGUUUACGACGCAGUCACCAGCUAUCUCCUCGGCUUGGCUGCUGCUUACACUUUGCAAUGGAAGGUGUGUCGCCGCUUCAUGUCAGAAACGUGCAACAUCAUCAGAGAACUGGGAUACCAUAAACAGCGUGACUUUUUUGCAGUCACCUACCGGGGCCCUGCCUUCGAUCAUGUACAGGACCAGAUCGGCAAGCGUGUCUUCUGGGUCCUGUUUCUGGGCGUCCGCUCAAUGAUGCAGCUCGGCGGGCCCAGUGGUGAUGUAGUGUUCCCCCCACCGACACCUGCCGAGCCGUAUCCCGAUUUCCCUGUCGAGGUGGACGACGAGUUCAUUCUGCCCUCCCAAAUCCUGGUGCAGCCCCCGUCUGUCGUGUCACGUCUGACUGGCUUCGUUCAGGCCAUAAAGAUUUAUAUGACCAUGAACCCGUUGGUCAGCAUCGAGUUAUCAUACGGCCUCUCAACACUACCCUUUCAGGAUCAAAAGGUCAUGUUACAGGAUUGCGUGCAAGCUGUGAAGCAGGUCAUGGAAGGCAUGCCCCCAGAACUCACUCUAGACUUGGACAGCAAUCCCGCCGACGGUGUGCCAACAAGCCUGAGUGAGCUAUCUCGAAUUCCGGCGUCGCGUAGUGCUCUUAGCGACAGUGGAUUCCAGUACUGCCCGCUCGCCUUUCCUGCACAUCAGCCGGCCUCAGACAUCCGGCAUAUUGUCAAUAACGACCAUGGUCGUCGUCUGCUUCAGUAUGAGAUCCAAAAGGCAAAUAUAUAUGCGUCGCAGGUCGCGACACGCUCAUACUUCGUCGAACGCUACUUAAAUCUUCGCGAUGCCCAUCGCGAACAUACCCGCCAUCAAGCAGCACAAGCAUAUGCUGCCGUCACGGCCGUGGAAAAUGGCGUCAACGGCAGCAAUGGAGUUUCCCACGAUAGUAAUAAGAGCGUUGCCGCUGCUGCCCUACACGCUGCUACAGAGGAGCUAUCUGAUCCUAUUGACGAGAACAUGACAUCCGAGCGUGAGCUGAUUGUCCAGAAUCUCCUUGUCGUGCUGGCUUCCAUCUCUCAACGCAACAUGGAGCCCAAUGGCGCAUCCUUCAUCAAUAAGGUUCGUCAGGUGGCUUCCACUCUCGUCCACGAUGCUCCUGGAAGGAAGGGGCCCAUGGCCACCAAGGCCCAAGAGCCUCUCACCCGCUUUCUAGACAUUCUCAUGAGGCUGGAGAAGACUGGACCAGGGAACACGGACCGGGGUGACGGGACCAUGACUCCGCAGGAUGAAGAGAUGGAACUCAGGAGCUGGGCGGACCUGCGAGAGCACCAAAUGCGAUUUUACCAAAGUGGGGGGUUCAUGGGUCAACUCUAGGCUGAAGAUGUUAUCUACAAGGCGGGCGGUCAUCAUCAUGCGUGUUUCUGUUCAAGCGACGGCAAUUAGACGGUGUUGGGAACACAAAAAAAAUGUCAAGGCUUCUUUUUUCC
Messenger RNA from Neurospora crassa OR74A, 2822 nucleotides. RefSeq lists its product as hypothetical. Gene Ontology annotation, molecular function: DNA-binding transcription factor activity, RNA polymerase II-specific; zinc ion binding; DNA binding. Gene Ontology annotation, biological process: DNA-templated transcription; regulation of DNA-templated transcription. The record is from RefSeq and is a predicted model, not a curated record. Lineage: Eukaryota; Fungi; Ascomycota; Sordariomycetes; Sordariales; Sordariaceae. Bases 1 to 2709 code for a protein of 902 amino acids. The transcript has 2 exons.